AUGAAUCUUCAUUUGACUAAUCUAUGGAUUUUCUAUUAUCCAAUUUAUCUUUUGGGAGUGUACUACUCUUCUGUUAUUGCUUUCUGGGUCACAUUAGUAAUGGGAUUCAUAGGUUCAGAAUGGAUCACACUAUAUCAGACCAACUAUACCAAAUAUUUUGAUAUGAUCAUCACAAACUUCUUAGCUUGA
Molecule: messenger RNA, 189 nt
Organism: Stylonychia lemnae
Lineage: Eukaryota; Ciliophora; Spirotrichea; Sporadotrichida; Oxytrichidae
Source: the annotation of a GenBank genome assembly